GCUUGUUUACAGCGCCGGAGCUGCGAUAACAGGAGCUCCACUUUACUCAGCGCUUAUCGGAGAUCAUAACGGUGAUGGAGAUAAUAACAUCAGCGAGCAGCACACCGCUGUAGCUCUGUCGUGUGUUUAAUCGCUCAGUGUUCGUUCCUGCGUGGAAAAUAAACACCUAGCUCGUCAGAAACUAGCGGUUCUUGCUAACCGAAGAGGAGCUACCGAUUCAAAAUCACGGACCCGAGUGGGAACGCGAGGAGAGACGCGGAGAGGAGAGGGAGGCAAAAGAAAACGGCGAUUAUUUCCACACUGCUUUCACACAUUUUCUGGAUUAUUUCAUUUUGCCUUUUUUUUUUCUAAGUCGUUCUAGGCUUCACCCGGACAAGUUACCAAGUUAAAAAAGUUGCCGUGUUCGGAUGAAAAUUAAGCGCCUCGCUCUAGUGUAUGCGCGAGCCUCAAUAUCCAGCGUCUCCCUCUGCUAGUUAGCCGUUAGCUCGCCGAGCGCACGGGCAUUUUCCGUUGGACCAGCUAAAGGCGGCUAGCUCAGCUCAGCUCGGUUCGGCUCGGUGCUCAGCUAGCCCCGCAAAGAAAUGGAGUCAGAGGAUGCGGGCUUUCAAAUUUAUUCGUCAUCUUGUGCGGGAAUUCGGAUAUACAUCGGCUAGCGUCUGAAAACGACUUCGAGUAUCAGUAUCCAGCUAGCUCAGUGACCGAACUCCAUGCUGAAGUCAAAGGCGAGCUAAACCCGGCUAAGCUAGCUGGUCUCCGUUAGAAAUUCCUUUACGCACCAGGCUAAAAAAGCCAAGCUAGCGAGACUGUGUGUGCGCGCGUGUGUGUGUGAGAGAGAGAGUUAAACCUUUUUUCCCCCCCCAGUUACCAAGGACACGAAAAGUCCAGACAGAUAAUUGAAAGACAAUUAUAAUCAGUUAGCUGGCUAUUUAUUGUAUAGGUGCCAUUAUUAUUUUUUUCUUUAGUUACUCCCCCCCCUCAGUGUUUACAGGAAUGAGGUGUUGGACAUCCAGGACUAAGGAUUUGUCCUUAUUCUGUGCACUGCUGCUGCUGUCCCUCUCAGUUCACUGCCAGUGGUCCUCAAAUGAUGGAAUCUGUAGUCCAGGCAUUGACAUCGGAAAUGAGAUCAGCGACUUUAAGAAGCUGGAGAACUGCACGGUGGUCGAGGGCUACCUGAAGAUCCUUCUCAUCGGAAACAAGCCGGCCAAUUAUAUGGCCUUUCAGACACUCAGUUUCCCCAAGCUAACAAUGAUCACAGACUACCUGCUCCUCUUCCGUGUGCCCGGACUGGCCAGCCUGAGCACGCUUUUUCCGAACCUCUCGGUGAUCCGAGGCCGCAAUCUCUUCUACAACUACGCGCUGGUCAUCUUUGAGAUGAACAGCUUAACAGACAUCGGCCUCCACAGCCUGCACAACAUCACCCGCGGCGCCGUGCGCAUCGAGAAGAAUCCCGAGCUCUGUUACUUGGAUUCUGUCGACUGGUCUCUCAUCAUGAACGCAGACCUAAACUUCAUUGCUGGGAACAAGAAUGCCAAGGAGUGCACAGAUGUUUGCCCAGGGUUCGCGGAGGAGAAUCCGCAGUGCAUCAAGACCAACUUCAGUCAUCACUCAAAUUACCGCUGCUGGUCAUCCAACCACUGCCAGAAAGUGUGCCCAGAGCGAUGUGGGCAGCGGGCAUGUACGGAAUCAGGAGAGUGCUGCCACGCACAGUGCCUGGGCAGCUGCACAGCACCAGACAGUACCACGGCCUGCACCGCCUGCCAGCACUACUCCCAUGAAGGUCGCUGCGUGGAGCAGUGCCCUCUAGGCACGUACAUGUUUGAGGGCUGGCGCUGCAUCACUUUAGAAACGUGCUCCGAGAUCCACCUGUCUUACUCCGAGCGCUUCGUCAUCCACAAGGGCGAGUGCAUGAUGGAGUGCCCACCUGGGUUUAACCGUGAAAACAGUCAGAGCAUGUUCUGCAGCGCUUGUGAUGGCUUGUGCGACAAGGUAUGCGAAGGGAAAGACAUCGACUCUGUGGACGCUGCACAGUCCCUGAAGGACUGCACGGUUAUUAACGGCAGCCUGCGCAUCGACAUCCGCCGUGGCAACAACAUAGCAUCCGAGCUGGAGAAGUUCUUGGGCCUCAUCAAGACGGUGACAGGAUGCGUGAGGAUUUUUCAUUCUCCCACUCUGAGCUCGCUGUCCUUCCUCAAAAGUUUAAACCACAUUAUGGGGAAGGAGCUCUGCGAUAACAUGUAUGCAUUCUCAGCGUUUGAUAACCAGAAACUCCAGUUCCUGUGGGACUGGUCACAGCACAACCUGACCAUUCAUGCUGGAAAGCUGUUUUUUUCUCGGAACCCCCAACUGUGCAAGUCCGAGAUUCGUAAGAUGUGGCUGAAAACGGGCAUCAAGGAGAAGUUUGUGGAGGAGGAUUUCCGCAACAACGGCAUCAGUGCAAACUGUAAACUGAAAAUUCUGAAAGUGCUAAGCAAUAGCACUGGGAGUAACACCAUAGCAUUAACAUGGGAACGCUAUCAACCACCAGGUUACAGAGGACUCAUCAGUUUUGAAGUGUACUACAAAGAAGCGCCUUUUCAGAACAUCUCUGUGAAUGAGGAUCUGGAUGGUUGUGGGUCCGACAGCUGGAAGGUGGUUGAUGUGGACUUGCCUCUGGACCAAAACAGAAAUCCUGAAGUCCUUUUGGCAGGCCUCAAACCCGUGACGCAGUAUGCCAUCUUUUUGGAGGCUGUAACUUUCAUAGUAUUGGACAUAGACACACAUCUUCUGGGGGCCAAGAGCAAGUUGGUCUAUAUUCGCACCAAACCUAAAGUACCUACAAUGCCUGUUGAUAUCCGUGCCUACUCCAACUCAUCCACAAGUCUGGUGGUUCAGUGGUCUCCUCCUGUGUCUCCCAAUUCGAAUCACAUCUACUAUCUGCUCCGUUGGCAGCCGCUGAAAGAAGACAGUGAGCUCUACCAACACAACUACUGUUCUAAAGAACUAAAGAUUCCCAUCAGAUACUCCACAGGGCUGACGGACCUCGCCAGGAACAUAAAGGCUAUCGAUUCAGACCCAGGAGCACAGAACAAAAGUGGGUGCUGCGAUUGCCCUAAAUCUCACGAAGAUAUGAAUAUGAAAAUUAGUGACACCCUCUACAGUAAGGCCUUUGAGGACUUCCUCCACAACACCAUCUUCCACCCCAGACCAGAGCUUCGUCAGCGCAGGGAUUUGCACGGUGUGGCUAACUCCACCUUCCAGCUGGGUGCCAAGGAGAACCCAAUUGAAGGCAGCUUUUCUACCUCAAAACCACAUCUGCAGGAGUUUCAUGAGAAAAGGCUAGAAGAAACAAGCACUGAAAUUCAAGGCCUGCAGCCUUUCACCGUGUACCGCAUCGACCUGCAUGCUUGCAACGAGGAGAUCAAGCAGUGCAGCGCUCCUGCCUUCGCCUUCCCCCGCACCCAACCAGCAGACAAAGCUGACGACAUCCCUGGCCCAGUGACGUGCCACAGUUCAGAUGACUCUGUAAUUGUGAAGUGGCCUGAACCAGCACAUCCCAAUGGCCUAAUCCUGCUCUAUGAGAUCCAGUUCCAUAUCGGAGGCGAGCUGGAGAAGCACACGUGUGUGUCCCGUCAACAGUAUAAGGAGCAUCGAGGUGUACGGCUGAAUAACCUAGGCCCUGGGAACUACUCUGUCCGCGUGAGGGCCUCCUCAUUGGCUAGGAAUGGCUCAUGGACACCACCCGUAGCCUUGGACAUCCAACAACCUGAAAACUAUGAGAAACUCCUCUUCUUAACAUGCAUCCCAUUUCUGCUGGUUCUGGUGGGCCUUGCAGUGACCUGGUUUGUGUUCACCAAGAAAAGGAACAACGACAGACUCGGAAAUGGAGUCCUGUAUGCCUCCGUCAACCCGGAGUACCUGAGUGCAACCGAAGUGUAUGUCCCCGAUGAAUGGGAGGUAGCACGGGAAAAGAUCACCAUGAGCAGAGAGUUGGGUCAAGGCUCCUUCGGAAUGGUGUACGAGGGCAUCGCCAAGGGCGUUGUCAAGGACGAACCUGAAACGCGGGUGGCCAUAAAAACAGUCAACGAGUCCGCCAGCAUGCACGAGCGAAUUGAAUUUCUCAACGAAGCUUCCGUCAUGAAGGAGUUCAACUGUCACCAUGUGGUGCGGCUCCUUGGUGUGGUGUCUCAGGGACAGCCUACUCUAGUUAUUAUGGAGCUGAUGACACAGGGUGAUCUGAAGAGUUAUCUACGUACACUACGAUCUAUUAAGAACACAUCCUGCCUGCCUUUGCCACCACUGACGAAAAUGAUUCAGAUGGCAGGAGAGAUUGCAGACGGCAUGGCCUACCUCAAUGCCAACAAGUUUGUUCACAGAGACUUAGCAGCCAGAAAUUGCAUGGUGGCUGAAGACUUCACUGUCAAAAUUGGAGAUUUUGGCAUGACGCGAGACAUUUACGAGACGGAUUACUACAGAAAGGGUGGGAAGGGCCUGCUGCCUGUGCGCUGGAUGUCUCCAGAAUCCCUCAAAGACGGCGUCUUCACCACCAUGUCUGACGUGUGGUCAUUUGGUGUGGUGUUAUGGGAGAUAGCUACGUUGGCUGAGCAGCCCUAUCAGGGUAUGUCCAAUGAGCAGGUUCUGCGCUUUGUCAUGGAGGGAGGACUGCUAGACAAACCUGACAACUGCCCUGAUAUGAUGUUUGAGCUGAUGCGCAUGUGUUGGCAGUACAACCCAAAGAUGCGUCCCACCUUCUUGGAGAUCAUUAGCAGCAUCAAGGACGAUCUGGAGCCCAAUUUCAAGGAGGUGAGCUUCUUCUACAGCGAAGAAAACAAGCCGCCAGACACCGAGGAACUGGACCUGGAGAACAUGGGCACCAUGGAGAACGUUCCGCUAGAGCCAUGCGCCAAGGCUCCAGUGCCUUCACCCGCUCCCUUCUCCCCCUCCUCGGGCACAGACAAACGCUACACCAACGGGCCUGUGCUGCUGCUGAGAAGCCCGUUCAAUGAGGCACAGCCUUACGCACACAUGAACGGAGGAAGGAAAAACGAGCGCACGUUACCCUUGCCUCAGUCGUCAGCAUGCUGAUGCCAACCUGUCCCACUUUUGAUUUAACCUUAGACCGCGUUAAGCCUCGCUGGCACUCUGGAGAACUCCUUCUCCACUCUGUCUAAUCACCACGUCAUCCUCUCUGGAACAAAACAUCACGCAGGAAACUCGGACAGUAAAGUGCCGAGGCUGUCAAACUCUCUUCAUUACCUCAGUGACGCAGUUUGUCCUUUCUCUUUGUGUUACAACCUGCGUUGACUGACAGACAGGUGGCAAAACUUUCACCGGCAUCAUUGUAGAAGCACGGCAAACACUGACAGAAAAAAAAAAUUACAAACACGAAACAAAACACACAGUAACUUCCAAGGAGCGUACACUCCCUCCUUUUAUAGCAGUUUUGUUACUUUUAUACAUUUCCAAAUAAGGAAUUUCCCAUUUAUGGUCUUGUCUGGUGAAAUCAGCCCUGGUGAGGUGGCAUUAUUGUACAGCAAAAUUUAAUCCAACUUAAUCUUUAUUCCAACAGAGAGGCACUUUGUGUUUUAGGUGUCCAAAGUCAUGGUAGCUCUUAAAGAAAAGGGUGUGUGUUGGGGGGGGGGGGGAUGCCGGAGCGGCUACAGUGCGGCUUAAAGCCGGGUGGCGGCAUUAACAAGGAGUCUCGCUUAACGAGCCGUGAGACUCCGCCCACUCUAUCUACUCAAUAGUAGAGCAGAAAGUUUCAAACCUGCCAUCUUUUUUCCUUUUUUUAAAUAUUACACUUUUUUUCUUGCCGUCUUUGACACGAAAGCAAAUAUGACACUCCACAUUUUUUACACUGGUGUGUAUAUAUCUAUCGAUUUUUCUGUGUGUAUAUACCCAUUUUUCAGCUCUUUUUGUGCUUAAUUAAUCAAUGGAAAGGUUUUUCACCAGUUUGCCUCCUGUUUAUUUUCUCGACCAGGUUUCCGUCUUGUACGUUUAAAUCUACUGCAAAACUUUCAGCCACGUGUAGAAACAAACAGGAGGGGCUGCUCAUAUCCUAAAAGGGUCUAACAUGCAAAUAACCACAUGGCAAAAAAAUAUAUGUACCUGACAGAGAUAAAGGCAAGCACGGUGUAAUUAAAGGCAUAUAGCGAGUCUUUAAAAAAAAGAGAGCUGUUUUUUUCCCCCCUUUUUCAUCACCUUUCCCCCUCGCCAUCUUCUCAGUCGGUCAGAUGUUGGACCACCAAGCAAACGCAUCAUACAUCUGUCACUUUUCUACCUUUUUUAUGGUUCAAAUGAACUUCUGUAUGUCUGUACUGAAAGAAGCUGCUAUUUUCUUCUUGUUUUCUUUUAUUGGUUGUAAUAUAUAUAUAUAUAUAAAUCUAUAUGUAAAACAGAUUCUUCGGGUUAAAUCCUUAAGCGUCCACUACCAUCUUUUACCUUUGCAUAACAAAAAAAAAAAAAAAAAAAAUACACUAUUUAUAUUUUCUGCCCCUAAUCCUUUUUUUCCUCCAUCCUGGUCAUUGUAAUGAAAACCAUACAAAUUCACCUCAUUGUGGAAAUCAUGGUGGUUAAACACUGUGUCUCAUAAAAUCAGAUUCUCAGGUCCAAAUCCAAAUCUUAAUUGUUUAGGCACCUUAAACUUUUAAAGAUUUUCUCCCACUAUGAUGCAACUCUUUUACACAUUUCGGAUUAAAGGAAUCUUUUUUUUUUCCAAAUAAAUGACAUUUGCUCUAUUUUCUUUGCUUCAUUAGGGAUGCAUCAAUACUUUUUUCUUUUCUAAAUAAUUACUUUAGAAUUUCUUUCAUUUCUAAUUUCUUUUUUUUUUUAUUAAUGAACUCAUAAUGAAAGUCAUGGUGUUUAAAAAGGUCUGUUCUCAGUUCCUCGCAGAACAGAACUGCUCCUUGCAUACGCUUUUGGUAUUUUUGAGAAGCAUUGUUUGCUGUUAUAGAUAGUCAGACAUGUCUGGAAUAUCGUCAUUCAGCCUGUGUGCACUAGGCUCACAUCACAUGCAAUGACAGUGUUUUAUAUGUUGAUAUUGGAGCAUUUUUAUAGCCCUGAAUGUAAAGAAUAAGCAUGGCAUUGAACCAGGAACUGAAAACUGUUUUGAUGCAUUCCUAUUUUUAUUUAUUUAUUUUUUUUAUUUUUUUUUGCCUUAACAUCGUCUUACAUUUACUUACUAUAUUUACUCCAUGCAAUUUAAGGGGUGUGUGAUCGAAGCACACAGUUUGUUUAAUGCUAAACAGGUCAUUAUACACCAUUCUAUUUAAUAUUUCCUUUUUUUUUUACAGUCUCAUAGUGCUCCAGUGCAUAAAUAUAUAAAUUAUUAAACCCACUUUUUACAAUUUAUAUUUGGUUAUUGUGUAACUAGAAGAUUUGGCUGUUAUUUAGUCAGUUAUCGACACCCACCACCAUGCUUAUGGAAACCCAAAUGGCCCGUUAGCAUAAAAAUCAUCCUAAGAAACAUUAAUAAAGAGAUGAUCAGGCAAAUCUAUGCAGAAAUUAUCGAAACAUAAAAGUGGUCCUUUUCACCCAUUUCACAGAAAACUUUGACACUCGCCAUCUUUUUUGUUUUUUAUUAUUAUUAUUAUUUCUUUUUUUUUCUCUUUUCCAUUUGUAUCAUUAUUUAUUUUGAUUAAUUUUUUGUGAUAUGUUUAAAAUCACUGUAAAAAAAAAAAACGUGUUUGAGAUUUUUUUUUUUCCAUGUCUUUGGAACUUUUCUUUUUUGUUUCUCCUUCAAGCGUUUAUCUACCUCACCCUUUUUUAUAAAUCUACUAUAUGAACCUGUAUAUAAAGAAAAUUCAUCCAAUUUCUUUUACCCCUUGCCAAAAAAAAAAAAAAAAAAUGGACGCUGUUACUGCUCUGUGUAUCUGAGUAAACCUCAAACACAACCAACCACACGGCCUGGCAGUGGAGAUGCGCUGGUGUCGUGGAUGUUCGGACAAACUGGCUGCUUUCUUAUAUCCCUAUACGGUUUCCAAUUGUUUCUUAUUUAUUUAAGAGAAAAAAAAGGCCUUAUAAAUUAGCUUCAAUUGUGCUGGAAUGUUGUUGACAUUUUAAUUUAUGCCUCUUUUGUUUUGCUAAGAUGGGGGGGAAAUGGUACUGAAACGCUCCUUUAUUCCUGUUUUUUUUUUUCUUUAUCUUUUUUACCAAGCAAUUGUUCACUAAGUUCAAUGUUUUCUCUUAAGCUUUAUUGUUCCUGUAAGUUCCUUACUGAGUAUUGUGUUGGAAUUCAAACAUGAAUUGAAAAUUGAUUGCCGAGAACUUUGUGACUGUAUGUUGGUGGCUUAUGAGUCGGUAUUGUUUGAACGGCUUUUGGUGAAUUUAGAUGUUUCGUGCUGGGUGUCAGAACGCAGAACCACUUUAAGAAAUUAUUGAAAUAGAAGGAAAUUUGAAUAUAUAUAUAUAUAAGAGCUGACUUUCAUAAAGAAGAUGCUCGUCCUCAUAAAUUAUACAGCUAACAAACGGCUGGAUUUAAAGCGAAACAGGUUGUCACACCUAUCGUUUAGUUGUUAGUCCUCAUCAUUGCCCUCUCUUUCCUCAGCAGAUUUAAAAUAAGGCAUGUGCUCUUAUUCAGUAUGUUUAUCAUAAGUCUUGACAUGUCUUCACGGUAAUGAUGCGUUGGCUGUAUCAAAAGUAGGCGUAACUUUUUUUCUUCUUUUUUUUUUUUUAUUAAAAAACUUACACAGGUCAUUCAAAUUGCACAUGUUGGUAGAGUAACUCUUCCUCCAUUACAAGCCAAGGAUUUGCACCAUCGUUAAAAUCCGACUCUUGAUCCCCUUUGGAAAAUCCCAUUUGUCGCAGUUGAUGGUCUCCCUCUGCGCUACAUAAUUUUUUUAUUUUUAUUUUUUCCCACGGAGAUGACUCCAUUGACGAGAGCACUGUGCACAGACAUAUAAACAGUUUAUUUAAGGGGAAACCAGCACUGAAGAUAAACCACACAGUGGAGACCAACUGUGACAGUGGUGAUUUUCAAACAGUAUUCAAUAGUUAGUUUCAAUGUUGGUGCAAAUAUAUUGCUUGUAUUCUAUUUCAAGAAACAAAACUCUGGUGAACAGCAUUUUUUGGUUUUAUAUUUGUGAUGUUCUAAGGGGAUAAUUUUUGAUUUUUGAUAGUUUUUGCUUAUAACAUUUAUGAUUGUAUUUAUUAAAAUAUAAAUAUACUGUAUCUCAUAAAAAUUGCUGAAUUUUGACCAAGCCAGAGAUAUCACAUGCCUGAAAACUAAAAAUUGUCCAACUCCUGUCAGUCGCAUAGUGACAUUAGCCAAUCAUAGGGUUUGUGAGCUCAUGUAAGUUAAAGGAGGUAGAUGGCAACUAACCUCCAAGUAUAUUACACUGCUCCAUGAUGCAUUAUAAAUACAGCAGGCCAAAAGAAUACAGUUAAACAAAGGAACCGUGUGCAGAUGCUACAGUAGCUCUUAAAAUAAUUGCAAAAAUACCAAACAGCACUUAAACGUUUUGUACGGGUAAUGCCAAAACUGAUCCGUUCGAUCAGAAUCGAUACUUCUGCACACCGUUGUCAUAAACUUAUCAUUAAAUGUAGUAGUUGCUCCCAAUGCCGAUUUCUCCCGUUGUGCUUUUCACCUUCAAAUCGCUUGAACUGUACUCGUGGUAAAGAUGUGCACAAAAGCGAAACGCCAAGAUCUUGAAAUAGUAGGAAAUGUUAAAAUUGGUGGCUCAUGUGAAAAUAUGUAUUUAUUUAACAUAACAGCACUUAAAAGACGUGAGGCGUUUAAGGAUAGUGAUCCCCUAGAUGAAAUGUAUAAGUGAGUACUAAGGAUUUUUUAGUUAAAUAUGUGACUGAUUAUUUACACAUGCCUGCUUUACACAGAAUGUCAAAGUCAUUUAGGACUGAUCCUGAAACUGCAAGCCAAGAUGGAUUGAUGGAAGGCAGUCCAAAAAAAAAAAAAGCAUUGUCCUGAUGAUCCUAAUCUUUUAAGACCUGUUCAUUAUUAAACUUCGAUUCAAUCCAAAUCUGUAAUAUUGUUCCGGGUUCUAUGUCGAGUCACCAUUAGGGCCAGUCACAUGUACAGGCUCGGUUUCCUCAGGGCUUCUCUGCUCUGCUGCUCAUCACAUUGCUGCUCCUCAUUAUUCACCCACUCCAUAUCUGAAUCUGGACCUCAUAUAUUGUACUCCACUGGUACACAUCUUUCACCAAGUAUGGGGCAAUGAUGUGGACGCUCCACCUAGAGCUCUAAAGCAAAAUUUUAUACACUUUCUUUUUUUUUUCUUCUUUUUUUUUUACAAUCACCAUUUUGAUAUUUGUAAACGAUAAAUUUAAAUAUGGGGUUAUAAUAGAAAAAAAGAUACAGUUUAAAGAUAUUUAACACAGGAUAGAAUAUAUAUAUAGUAGAUAUGAAACUCAAGUUGUUGCGUGUAGAGAAAGUGGAAUGUGAGGAAGGUCUGUGGUUCCAAGUUGGGGAAAAAAAAAACAGGUUUAUAAACAUUUUCAUGUUAUGAUGUUUUGCAGAAAAAAAAGAAAGGGGAAAAAAGUGCCCACUGAAUAUGACUGAUAUAGGCUAUAUGAUGAAGGUUUUGUUCAUAGUGGCACGUUGCUGGAUUUUUUUAGGUGUGCGCGCAAGUGUGGAUGUGAUAUUUGCUACAAAAAAUAAUAAUAAAUUCAGCUCACCAGC
This is a messenger RNA of Clarias gariepinus (North African catfish), 10609 nucleotides long. It is a transcript of the gene igf1rb, whose product is annotated as insulin-like growth factor 1b receptor. Bases 991 to 5061 code for a protein of 1356 amino acids. Gene Ontology annotation, cellular component: membrane; insulin receptor complex; axon. Gene Ontology annotation, biological process: glucose homeostasis; positive regulation of phosphatidylinositol 3-kinase/protein kinase B signal transduction; regulation of JNK cascade. The record is from RefSeq and is a predicted model, not a curated record. Gene Ontology annotation, molecular function: phosphatidylinositol 3-kinase binding; insulin receptor substrate binding; ATP binding. The transcript has 21 exons. NCBI's taxonomy places the organism in Eukaryota, Metazoa, Chordata, Actinopteri, Siluriformes, Clariidae.